Messenger RNA from Rotaria sp. Silwood1, 471 nucleotides. NCBI's taxonomy places the organism in Eukaryota, Metazoa, Rotifera, Eurotatoria, Philodinida, Philodinidae. The record is from the annotation of a GenBank genome assembly.
AUGGGUGGUGGUGAUUCGCUGUUCGAAAAGAUCGAUACAGGAAUUCGCAAUGCAAAAUGUAUACUUGCUUGUGUUACAUCCAAUUAUACAAAAUCGAUCAAUUGCGGAAGAGACAUGUCUUUAUCUGAUGCACUCGGUAAGCCCAUUGUGCCAUUAUUACUCGAAGCAACAAGUACAUGGCCACCAUCCGGCCCGAUGGUACUUGUUUUUACCGACAAACCAUAUAUUGAUUUUUGUCAAAUGAAUGUAAAUUUUCGAACGAAUGAUAUAUGGCCAUCUGAAGAGUUCGAUAAAGUAAUUGCCCGACUACAACAAAUAGUACCUGAAGUUCAAGUAGAUAAGUAUGAACGUUCAGUCAACAAACAGCAACAACCCAUGGUCGUAUCGGCGUCCGUAGAAAAUAACAAGCAACCAGCAUCAGUUGAAAGUACAACGGUCGGUUCAUCGAGUAAAACAUGCUGUAUUUUGUGA